Messenger RNA from Hymenoscyphus albidus, 1595 nucleotides. Lineage: Eukaryota; Fungi; Ascomycota; Leotiomycetes; Helotiales; Helotiaceae. The record is from the annotation of a GenBank genome assembly.
UUCACAGUAAAAGCUCACUUAUUGACUAGAUCAGGUGUAUAUUUGAAAAGUGUAUUUCAAAGAAACUUUUGUUGCAGUAUUUGUGGUGCUUGUGAAAUAUCGUAAGAUGGAAUAUCAAACCGCCACAGUAGAUCUCGCAAAGUUGGAGAAAGUCCGUCCAUUAGGUAAGUCCCUGUUUUCAACUCACUCAUAUCACAGUAAGCGCUAAUUAACCUCAUAGGUAAAAUGGAAGAAUUCUCCUCCGCCCGUUAUCACCUGGAUCUUUUCAAAAACGUAGGAAUAACAAACACCUUCACAUUCACGCAGACAUCCUCCUUAUUCUCGCUUAAGGACUUGGUGUUUUAUGCCUUGACCAAUGUUUUACAAAAGAAUGUCAACCUCUCUACCAUCGUCGUAGAUAGAGCUUCUGAUGCUCCUUAUUUCGCGAGACUUCCUGUUGUGAAUCUUGAGAAAGUUGUAAAGUUCCUUGAGAGGAAGAUUUUGUUGAAUGAAGAUGCUGCAGUUGGUGAGGAACUUGACGAUUUACUUGAGAUAGAGAAUAAUACCUCUUUCAAAUCCCAGUACGGACUGUUGCCUCUUUGGAGACUUGUUAUUUUGAGCCAUCUCUCUGUAUCCAGUGUCUUCACAGCUUCGUUCUUUUUCCAUCAUGCUUUGGGUGAUGGUACAUCAGCGCUUGUUUUCUUGAGUGAUUUCCAAGAAGGAUUAAAUUCACUUUAUGCCGGUGUUAAAGCUAGUAGUGUGUUAUUCAAACCAGAGAAGAAUUCAAUACUGCCAAGUCUCGAGGCCCUACUCCCUCAUCCAUAUAUCCCAUCACACUCUCACCAUCCCGAGAACCUCAUCUGGACAGGAGAAUGUAACCGAGCACCAACUUCAACCUGUGGCAAGUUCCACACCCUCGUUAUCAACAAGGAAACCAGUCUCAGAAUAUUUCAAGCUUGCAAAGUUCAUAAAACAACAAUCACAGCACUUCUCACAGUCCUCGUCGCCAACUCCCUCUUCCAAAUCUUACCUGAGAGGUACACACAGCUAGAUUGCACUAUUCCAGUGAACAUCCGAAACCUACUCUCUCUAGAUAAAACAUCCUUCGGAGUCUACAUCGACGCCUUGAAUUUGCACCUCACUCGCCGCGAGCAAGAAAACUUCAAUUGGGCACAAGUCAUCCAAGUCAAAACCAAAAUAUCAGAGUAUUUUACCAAAGCGAAGAAAGGGAAAAUCAACGUAGCAGGCUUUGAAAACAUCCCAUCAAUGAUAGGCUUUUUCCAGAAAAGGUUUGAAGGUGAAAGAAAUGAGAGUUUUGAUGUUUCGCAUUUGGGGGCUGUGAAGAGCGGUGGGGAUGAGAGUUGGACGUUGGGGAGGACGGUGUUUAGUAGGAGUGUGUUUGUUAGUGGUGCUGCGGUGAGUGUUGGAGUUGUUACUGGUGGGGAUGGGUGUAUGGUUCUGAGAUUUGGGUGGCAGGAAGGGGAGAUGCAUUGUUUCAAAAAGACGAGUUUGUAGAUAUUGAUUUUGAUGUUGUGGAGAGGGGGGUUGUUGAAGAGAUGAUUGGGAAUCUGGGGGCGGUUGUAGAAAAGGUUGUGAGGAGUGAGUUGGUAUUGUAA